UGCUCCUCGAUUCUGCUGCGCCGCCCUCAGCCGCAGGGCGCGAGGGCCGACGCCGGCGUUGGCAGCGCUGCGGGCGACCCAAACACGGCGACACAUGGGCGCCCGACCAGCUGACUCAGGGGAGCAGAGGCGAAGACGCGGAAUUCACGUGUAGGAAAAGAAUAUGGCCUCACUUGAUGAUGAGUAUUCAUGGAGCCCUCCAUCUGAGGCUGAACUGAAAGUGAUAGAGGCCAGGAGGGAACGUAAUAACAAAAUAUCUUCCCUAAUUGGGCAGUAUCUUCUGAAAGGUUAUAAGAUGUUAGCCACAACCUGCCCUGUGUGUGAGUGUGUCUUACUGGAGGACCGAAUGAAAAAUAAAUAUUGUGUAGGAUGCAGUGAAGUCGAUGCUGACACCAGAAAGGAUAAUCCAGCUGUUAGUGAGGAAGCAGCCAGGAGAGCAGUGCAGGAGAUUCAGCACAGACAGAACCAGGAUAAAGAGUCUUCACCCAUAUUAACACCCUUAUCUAAUCAGAACAUCAGGGUAGCUACCACCCAGUCAGAACCUACAGCUUUAUUAUCUGUUGCAACAUCCACUAGCGAAUCGCCACCUGCUCAAGCCACUAAGAGUGUGAAAAGCUUGUCCAUCCAUGGUGUUGACUUGCAUGAAGAUGUAACACAAGCUGUAGAUGCCUUGCGUGAGAAGUUGACAUGGGCAAGUAAACAGCUAAAUGCAACAACAAGCAUCCAUGAGGCACAGACUCUGGCAGUAUUGAUUUCAGAUACAUGCAGGGCUAUUUCUGCUCUAAGAGAUCUUUAAAGAGUGAGAAGAGAAUGACAAAUAUGUUGCUUUGUUUUAAAAGCCUUUAAUCUCUGCUAGAAUUAUGUUUUUAUGCUCAAUUUACUUCCUCUUUUUGGAACUGUUUUUUGGAACUGUUAAUUUCAAGCAUUAUUUUUCACUGGCAAUUAUAAAACAUUGUGUUGCCUGGUCAGGAUCAUCAUACCUUUAAAAAUGUAUUGCAGUUGAAAAACAACAUGGCAGAUAGUACAGAACAGAUUAUUUAUUCAUAAAAUGGCUCUGUUACAUAAAGUCAGCACAACUUACGUUUUCCUUGAGACACCCAAGCAUGUCAAGUAGUGCUUAUAUAGGCUGUGAUACUUGCCUAACUUAUGAAUAUGCUGUAUGACAUCUGUAACUAUAAUAAAUUGAAUGAUAUUA
This is a messenger RNA of Penaeus vannamei (Pacific white shrimp), 1195 nucleotides long. Its product is annotated as protein ZNRD2. The record is from RefSeq and is a predicted model, not a curated record. NCBI's taxonomy places the organism in Eukaryota, Metazoa, Arthropoda, Malacostraca, Decapoda, Penaeidae.